Molecule: messenger RNA, 1815 nt
Organism: Bactrocera oleae (olive fruit fly)
Lineage: Eukaryota; Metazoa; Arthropoda; Insecta; Diptera; Tephritidae
Source: RefSeq, a predicted model, not a curated record
AUGUUGCGAAUUAUUCAAAAACUCAUCAGAAUACGACGGCCACUAUCAAUUGACAAGCUUAUAAUGGUAGUUGCUACCUUGAUGACACUCAUUUAUUACAGACGGCUACGAGAUCUAAACUUACAGGCGCCAGAGUCAACGGAAACGACAUUUAAUGAGCCAGUGACGGAUGGUAGCAGCACAGAGUCUCUGCAAACUGACUUUGAGUUCCUCCAAGUUAAAGCAGUCUUAGAUAAGAUGGUGUUUGCAGUAGGCACAACUCCACAAUUCUACAAAGCGUCGAGUGCUCAAUCUUCAUUGACAAUUGACACAAAUGCGCCCGGCGAGUUGGGUAGACCAGUUCAUUUGCCCACAAAUAUGACGGAGGCUAUGAAGAAGGCCAUGGAUGACGGUUGGCGGUAUAAUAAAUUCAAUCAAUAUGUAUCCGAUAUGAUUUCGGUGCAACGAUCGCUGCCUGAUCUGCGGAAUGAUUGGUGCAAACAACCCGUGCGUUAUUUGCGAGACCUACCACAGACCGAUGUAAUAAUAUGUUUUCACAAUGAGGCCUGGUCGACAUUGUUACGAACGGUGCACUCUGUCUUAAACCGAUCUCCGAAAAAGUUGAUUAAAAAUAUCAUCUUGGUCGACGAUUUCUCAGACAUGGCGCAUACUAAAGAACAGCUCGACAAUUACUUACAGAGGUAUACAAAGGUACGCAUAAUACGCGCGCCAAAACGUCAAGGUUUAAUACGAGCGCGACUGAUGGGCGCACGAUAUGCGACGGCGCCGGUUUUGACGUUUCUCGAUUCGCAUUGCGAGUGCGGCGAGGGCUGGCUGGAACCGCUACUGGAUCGCAUAGCGCGCAAUUACACCACAGUCGUCUAUCCAAAUAUUGCGAACAUCGAUCACAUGACAUUCGAGUAUACGAAUGUAGAUGAUACGCUUAUUGGCGGUUUCGAUUGGACUUUAGCAUUCACCUGGAUUUCAAUACCCAAGCGUGAGCUCGAGCGUAGAAAUCACACCAUGGAGCCUGUGUAUUCGCCCACAAUGCCUGGCGGUCUAUUCUCAAUUAGUCGUGUAUUUUUCGAGCAUCUCGGCACUUAUGACACUGGCUUUCUCAUUUGGGGUGCUGAGAAUUUGGAAUUAUCGUUUAAAACUUGGAUGUGUGAUGGUCGUUUGGAGAUGAUACCCUGCUCUCACGUUGGACACAUCUUUCGACUAACAUCUCCAUAUAAUGUGAGCGCUGUAAAACACAGAAACUCUGUGCGUUUAGCUGAAGUUUGGAUGGAUAACUACGCCAAAUAUUUUUAUCACAAGAUACAUUUUGACAAGGGUGAUUACGGGAAUGUAGAAACGCAAAUUGCACUGCGGAAAAGGCUGAAUUGCGAAAGCUUUAAAUGGUAUAUGCAAAAUAUAUAUCCAGAACUUGAAAUACCCAAAGAUCCGCUUUCUGCUGGAGAGAUAAGAAAUCUAGGCGCUGGCGGUAAUAAAUGCUUAGAUGUGAAUGGCCGAGCAAUGUCAGGACUACCAGUUGGUCUAUGGCCAUGUCAUGGAAAAGAAGGAAAUCAGCACUGGUUUAUGAGCUAUGCUGGUGAGAUACGUCACGGUGAUUAUUGUUUGGAUUAUUCCGGUAAUUUUUUGAUAAUAUAUAACUGUCAUGGCAAAAAAGGAAAUCAGUAUUGGACGUACGACACAUUAAAUCGUUUCUUAAGACAUGUCAUCUCGAAGUUGUGUUUGGCAGUAUCAACGAAUAGAGAAGAUUUACUUAUGGAUAAAUGUGACACGGACAAUAUGCAACAGAAAUGGUUGUUAGAGAAAUUUGAUAAACCGAUGUAA